Messenger RNA from Trichechus manatus latirostris (Florida manatee), 1863 nucleotides. RefSeq names its product leucine rich repeat, Ig-like and transmembrane domains 1 (gene LRIT1). The transcript is spliced from 4 exons. The coding region runs from base 1 to 1863 and encodes 620 amino acids. Gene Ontology annotation, molecular function: protein binding. Lineage: Eukaryota; Metazoa; Chordata; Mammalia; Sirenia; Trichechidae. Gene Ontology annotation, cellular component: endoplasmic reticulum membrane. The record is from RefSeq and is a predicted model, not a curated record.
AUGAGGGUGGCAAUGGGCAUGCUCUGGUUCCUGGCCCUUGGGGGACUCCCCCAGUCUUGGGGCUCCUGUCCCUCACAGUGUAGCUGCAGCCUCCACAUGCUGGGUGACGGCAGCAGGGCCAGGACGGUGGUGUGCAAUGACCCUGACAUGACACUUCCCCCAGCCUCCAUCCCUCCAGAUACCUGCCGGCUGCGCCUGGAGAGGACAGCCAUCCGCAGGGUGCCCGGGGAGGCCUUCCGGCCCCUGGGCCGCCUGGAGCAGUUGUGGCUGCCCUACAACACCCUCAGUGACCUCAGUGCCCUCAUGCUGCGCGGCCUGCAGCGCCUGCAAGAGCUGCGGCUGCCCGGGAACCGCCUAACUGCCUUCCCCUGGGCAGCCCUCAGGGAUGCCCCCCAGCUGCGGCUGCUGGACCUGCAGGCCAACCGCCUCUCUGCCGUGCCGAUAGAGGCUGUGCGCUUCCUGGGAAACCUCACCUUCCUCGACCUUUCCAGCAACCAGCUGAUGAGACUCCCACAGGAGCUGCUGGCCACCUGGGCCCACCUGCACAUGGGGCCCUUCCUGCCCGGCCACCGCGCCAGGCUUGUCCUAGGGCUUCAGGACAAUCCCUGGAUGUGUGACUGCCGGCUUUAUGACCUGGCCCACUUUCUAGAUGGCUGGGCCCCACACCUGGCCUUCGUCGAGGCCAGGCUGUGGUGUGCCAGCCCGCGCAGCCUGGCUGGAGUGGUCUUCAGCCAGCUGGAACUGAGGAGGUGUCAGGGUCCAGAGCUCCAUCCGGGUGUGGCCAGCCUCAGGUCCCCUGUGGGCAGCACAGCAUUGCUACGUUGUGAGGCCACUGGGGUCCCUGGGCCUGAGAUGAGUUGGAGGAGGGCCAACGGGCACCCGCUCAAUGGCACAGUGCACCAGGAGGUCUCACAGGAUGGCACAAGCUGGGCUCUGCUGGGCCUGCCGGCAGUGUCCCACCAGGACUCUGGAGACUAUGUCUGCCAGGCCAAGAACUUCCUAGGUGCCUCUGAGAUGCGCAUAUCCCUGACUGUCACUGAAGCCCAGGCUUCCACAGAGCAGAGUGGGGACCCUGGGGUGCUGCAGACAAAGACAGGCAAGGAGGUGGAAGCUGCUGCUUACAACGACAAGCCGGUGGCCAGGCACGUCCCCCAUGCCCGCGAACCUGCUGUCCUGACCCCCUGGACUUUUGCACCCAACACGAAGGAGGCACGGACCCCCCCGCACUUCCCGCUGGGUGCCGCGGGAGAGCUCUCAGGCGGGCCAGCGGAGCCCCAGGAGGCGCGGAUGGUGCGGUCCCUCAAGGUGGUAGGGGGCACGUACCACAGCGUGUCCUUGGUGUGGAGGGUUCCACAGGCUGGGAAUACCACUGCCUUCAGCGUCCUCUAUGCGGUCUUUGGCCAGCACGACAUGCUGCGGGUGGCGGUGCAGCCUGGAGAGACCAGCGUCACCAUUGAUGGGCUGGAGCCCCAGACUAAGUACGUGGCGUGCGUCUGUGCUCAGGGUCUGGCGCCCCGCAAGGAGCAGUGCGUCAUCUUCUCCACCAACGAGGUGGUGGACGCAGAGAGCACACAGCAGCUCAUCAACGUGGUGGUCGUCAGUGUGGCCGCUGUCAUUGCAAUGCCCCUCACGCUGCUCGUCUGCUGCCGAGCCCUCCGCAGGCGCUGCCUCAAGUGUCGCACACCGGGCCCGGAGGAAGCUGCGGGCGCCUAUGUCAGCCUGGAGAGGCUGGGUCACAGCGAGGAAGGCUCUGAGGGGCUGUCCUGGCAUAGCCUGGGAGAGGCUGACAGGCUCCUAUCGGCCAGGUCCAGUGUGGACUCUCAGGCCCUGGGGGCAAGGUGCAUCCAUGAAUACUACUGCUGA